This is a messenger RNA of Dermacentor silvarum, 3544 nucleotides long. RefSeq names its product putative RNA-binding protein EEED8.10. Gene Ontology annotation, biological process: SCF-dependent proteasomal ubiquitin-dependent protein catabolic process. The record is from RefSeq and is a predicted model, not a curated record. NCBI's taxonomy places the organism in Eukaryota, Metazoa, Arthropoda, Arachnida, Ixodida, Ixodidae. Gene Ontology annotation, cellular component: SCF ubiquitin ligase complex. Gene Ontology annotation, molecular function: protein binding. Bases 254 to 2104 code for a protein of 616 amino acids. The transcript is spliced from 19 exons.
GAAAGAAGCAUGCGUUCAUAAAACUGCAAAAGAGUCUGAAGAGAGUGAAGUUGCCAGCUGCAGAGAAGAUUUAGAGCAACCUGAUGUCUUGAGACCUGACACACACAGUGAAGCCUCUGAAGUGACAGCUGUGCCUUCUAAGGAACCACAAGCUGAGGCUGAAGGCAAGGAACGUCAGUCCUGCAUCGGAGGACCGUUUUCCUCCGACUACCUCUCUGAAGCGUUUUCCACAGUUCCUGCUACCGGUGUUGCGAUGCCAAGAGAUGAGAAGGUGCAGCUGCAAGAUGAACCAGGUGGUCAUGGAGAAGGUGGUGAUAUCGUGUCAAACAUCGGAACAGAUGCAGGUUCAGUGACAUCAUUCGAUGUGGAGAACCUUCCAGACGAUGUUCUACUCUUGGUUCUCAGCUGGCUUGACAUCAGGACGCGUAUCAUCAUUGAGAGAGUGUGUCAGCGAUGGCAAGCACUUGCAAAGCGACUCUGGAAGGCCCAGUACAGGCUCUCCUUCACAGGUGUCUUCUCGAUCAGCCAGGGAAAGCCCUUGACCAUUGGCAUCCUGCGAGCUAUUCUAAGCCGCUGUGGCGAAUCCUUACGCCGGCUGGACUUGGCCACAGCAUCGCAUAUGCUCGACCACAAGGCAGUCAAGGCCAUUGGAAUACGCUGUCCCAACCUAGAAUACUUGGAUGCCUCCGGCGUACAGCUGACCAACACAUCCGUCCUGCAGCUAGCCAACAAAUGUCCGAAACUCAAGUCUGUCCUCUUGAAAGAUUGCUGUGAUGUUAGAGAGAAGAGCCUCCGGCGACUUCUUCGGCGCUGCAGGCGUCUGGAGCACAUCGACCUGACCGAGAUGUACGAGUUCACUGGGGAGUGCUUCAACAUAGAUGGACUGCGUCUGCGUCGCCUGAUUCUCCGUGGCUGUUCGGGUUUGACAUCGAGGGGCAUCUCGAGGAUAGCCACCAAGUGCACUUCCCUGACUGAGCUCCACCUUUUCGAUUGCUUCAAGAUUGAGGACCACGACCUGCGAUUCAUCUGCCAGAACCUGAAGACACUGAAAAACCUGGGACUGUCAAGGUCACUAUUUCACGCUACCAGCAGUGGUAUCGGUGCCAUCGGCAACCUGCAUCUUUUGGAACUCCUCGACUUGAGCAACAACCGAACUGUCGACGACGCGUCCAUGGCCUCCAUUAGCACUGGGUGCACCAAGCUCAGGUUCCUGGACCUCACAAACUGCGAAAGGGGUAUCACAGAUGCAGCAAUGAGCCAUCUAGCAAAGUGCUCUGAAUUGAAGGAGCUGAAGGUCAGCUACGUAGAAAAGAUCACAGAUGCCGGAAUGUGCGAUCUUGCGUGCCAUGGUCACCUACACUCGGUGGAAGCUCGUGGCUGCGUACUACUGGGUGAUGCAGGAGUGCUGGCCAUGGUCGAGCUGUGCCAGGAGCUAAGGCUGCUCGACCUCAGCGGCUGUGAGCACGUGUCGACUUCGGCCAUGGAAGCGUGUGCCGCCAUCGUGGCAGAGCGCCCACACGUCUUGACCGUGAUUGUUGGGGGAACAUCGGUCGAGCUAGUCCAACUUUCCACCGACAGCAAGGGGAAGUUGAAAAUUGAAUACAGUGAUUACUGUGUGGAGAGCUACCUGCCUACUGACAUGGAUUUCGACUAUGACGAAUACUGGGAUCAGGAGCUGUAUGAGUAUGAAGCUGGGUAUGACUACUGGGACCCAAGUGACUAUGAAGACGACGACGACGAGCUGAUGGCCGGGGACCUGCUGAGGCCUGGUGGCAUAUUUAUCGACCUGGACAACAUGUGGGACGUUGUUGAGGUUGAUGAUGACCUACUCGAUGACCCACUCGACAACUUCUUUGACAAUGACGGCCAAGCCGAUGACACACCCGAGGACUUGUUAGACAAUGAGGGCCCACCCGACGGCCCAUUAGAGGACUUGUUAGACAAUGAGGACCCACCCGACGACCCACUCGUGGACUUGUUAGACAAUGAGGACCCACCCGACGACCCACUCGAGGACUUCUUAGACAAUGAGGACCCACCUGACGAACCACUCGAGGGCUUCUUAGACAAUGACAGCACUCCCGAAGAGGAAUUUUGGAUGUAGUGAAUGAAACAGGGCCACACACACAAGUGUAUUGCAAGGAGGAAUGAAGUUUAUUGCUCAGGUGGACUAAUGCAGUGACUGACCGGCCCCUACUACUCAUGUCCUGGCAAUUUCGCACACCACCCGUGUUUCGCUGUGUCCAAUUAAUUGUUUGGGGCAUCUUGUUUUGCCUGUUUGCGUUCUGCUGAAACUCCAAAGCUGUACUCGCAGAUCUUUACAGACACACUCUGUGGACUGUUGCUUUAGUGUACAUGAGUCAUGCCGCCAGGUGUGUCAUGUUGUGUUAAUUUUUUUUCUUUCUUUCUUUUUUCUUUCGUGUUAUUGCUAAUCGGUUUUCUCUCCGAAGCUUUGUGCCGAGCUCAUGAGGCAAGUUGUUUGUCGAGAACCGGGAAAGUAUGUCAAGGUGAACAAUGAACUGUUCAGUAAAAAAAAAUGCAAGUGUUAUGUAAGUUGGGGCAGUCCUUCCACUACAAUUAGCUGUUGCGAAUCAACCAUGCACAAAUGUCUGGUUGUGGGGGAGAAGGCUAGGAAACUCAUUUAUGGAACAAUUCUAGGCCUUUAAAGCAGCUGUCCUUUUGCAAUACUCAGAUUUUUUUUUUAUCUUGUCAUUGAAAGAUUUUUGUUCUCAGCAAAUUGCAUCUCUUUUAACUUUCCCCGUCUGAACCAAGUUUUCAUCAGUUUCAAGCACAUACUCUGAUGAUUUGCCUUUUCUGGCCUACAAUACACCUUGCCUUAUGCUUGCUGGGCUUAGGGUGUACUUGCUUUUAUUUUUUCCUGCAUUCAGUGUUGAUGACUAGUCACACCUGUCUUGGAGUUUGAUAUGAUUGUGUAUUCCAUAGCUGAAGUAAUUUACGAGAAACGUAUAUUUAUUUUCUUGGUUAACCGCAGGCACUAAAUGACCUUUGGAUCUGAGAUUGGCCUCAAAAAUUACAAAUUAACAGCCCUACUUACCAAAAAAUAAACAUGAUUCAAGCCAUGUUUUUAUUCUACUGGAAGUAGCAUGUGUCACUGACUGUGAAAGCAUGGAUGUAAAGACGGUGUAGACAGACAAAUGAAAUUCUAAAAUUUGAUUCACUCUGCAGUAUUAGCAGCGAGUUGAAAGUGGUGCCUCCUUUAUGGACAUCUCAAUUCACUUUGUGAUAGACCGUUCAAUUGAGAGCCACUAUAUAAGUCUAAAGCUACAGACUGCUGUACACAACAUUCUAGUUUUCCUUGUUGUUUGCUGAUGUUUGACAAAAAAUAAUGUGAAGCAAAAUAAAAAAUGGGCAUCUUGUAUGUUUACGUGCCGUUGUGCUGUGUUGUAUUCUUGCAUUUCUGUUCAAAUCUCAAGCAGUGUUUUCUCAGUACAGACGUUUUUUUAUGCUUAUUGCUGAGCACAAUCUGCAGCUCCCAGGUGUGUGCCCAGAUAUUAUUAACAAGCUUUACGUGGUCUCAAGUUUU